Molecule: messenger RNA, 830 nt
Organism: Vicia villosa (hairy vetch)
Lineage: Eukaryota; Viridiplantae; Streptophyta; Magnoliopsida; Fabales; Fabaceae
Product: temperature-induced lipocalin-1-like
Exons: 2
Coding region: 74-631 (185 amino acids)
Source: RefSeq, a predicted model, not a curated record
UAUAUAAUAUCCACCCACCUUGAAACCUUAUCAGUUCAAUUUUGAACAAAGAAAAACUAGAGGUAGCAAUAACAUGGCAGAAGAAAAAGAGAUGAAAGUUGUUGAAGGUUUAGAUCUUGAAAGGUAUAUGGGAAGAUGGUACGAGAUAGCUUCUUUUCCAUCAAGGGAUCAGCCAAAGGACGGAGGCAACACAAGAGCAACAUACAAACUCAACACUGAUGGAACUGUUGAUGUUCUUAAUGAGACUUGGAGUGGUGGCAAAAGAGGUUUUAUUCAAGGUUCUGCUUUUAAGGCUAACCCUAAUAAUGAUGAAGCUAAAUUCAAAGUCAAGUUUUACCUUCCUCCAUUCCUUCCAAUUAUUCCUGUUACAGGGAAUUAUUGGGUUUUGGCUAUUGCUCAUGAUUAUCAUUAUGCUUUGAUUGGUGAACCAACCAAGAAAUCUCUUUGGAUAUUAUGUAGGGAGACUCGUUUAGAUGAUGAAAUCUAUAAUGAACUUGUGGAGAAGGCAAAGGAAGAGGGAUAUGAUGUCACCAAACUCCGCAAAACACCUCAUGCAGAUACACCGCCGGAGGAAGAAGGCCCCCAAGACAACAAAGGCAUUUGGUGGUUUAAAUCCAUUUUUGGGAAAUAGCUCUUGCAUAUAUGUAUAUGAUUAAAUUAUGCAUUAAUUAUAUCUCUGGUUUUUUAAGCAUUCUGUUUCUUCUAUGUAUAUGUUCUUUAAGAUUUUUAUAUAUUAUAUAGAAUCUUAAAGUAAUAGUAUUUGUUUAUAAUUUCAAUUAAGUACACUUAGCUGAUGUCAAAAGUUUGAUUCGAUUACAUAUUUGUUGAUA